AUGGCUGACGAAGAACAAAUAAUUCGCGACAGACUUACUGUUGACGAACGUAAUCUUCGCCGUGUAACUCGAAAGAUUGGCGUAUUCCUCAAUUCUUUAGAACAGGGUAAUCUCAAAGAAGCUCGUGUACAAUUUAAUGACUUUAUAGUCGAUUUUUCAUCCUAUGAAAUUGGUCUUAUACGAUUCCAAGUCAUUCAUGAUAUGAAUCUCUGUGAGACACGACAUUGGGAAGAAGAAGCUUUGAAUAUUGAAAAGCAAAUCGAAGAGACUAAAAGAAUUAUUGAAAAAUUGGAGGCGGAGCUUGAAGCGGAGGAAGAGAUACGCAGGAACAAGAUUGAAUAUGACCAAUUGGCAUCAGAAAUUAAUGAACUUCAAUCGCGAGAAGAAUCUAUAAAUGAAAUUACAAAAUUGGACGAAGAAACUUUAUUAAUCGAAGAAAAAGAACGGUUAUUUGAUGAAACAUUGAGUCAUCGUAGGGCCCAAUUAGAACGAGUAUUAUCAGUUAUACAAGAUGUACAAUCUCAAAUACAAAUUGAACAAGAACAAAACCGUCACAUUCUUGGAGAAGAUGAAGAACCUGAUGCAACACCUGAAUCUAUUAGAAGUGAAUUUGCAUCUCCAAUAGGUUCACCAAUUCCUGAUAUACAAGUAAACGGAACUGAUGAGACUACUACACAUGAAAGUGCUGAUACAGUGAAUAACAUACAGGAUCCGCCACAAACUAAUGGCAAUGGCAAUGAAGUGAAUUCACCUCGUCCUGUUAACGGAGAUUCAACAUUAGCCAUGAAUGAUGCUGGAACACCGGUGUUACAAGAGUAUCAAGAUCAUUCCAAUGCACCAUCACGGCAAGAUGGUUCGUCAAGUGGAAAUGAAAAAGUUACCCAAGAAACUAUACCUGAAGAAGGAGCAGUAGUUGGAGAAGCAGGCGAAGUUGAUGAAGAGGGUAGCAUUGAAGAAAUGGGAGAAGUU
Racocetra persica is the source of this 969-nucleotide messenger RNA. The record is from the annotation of a GenBank genome assembly. NCBI's taxonomy places the organism in Eukaryota, Fungi, Glomeromycota, Glomeromycetes, Diversisporales, Gigasporaceae.